AUGGCUUCCCUCCUCGGAUCUAGUCUCUGUGUGCCACCGUCCUCGGUUCGGAUUCGUCUCUUGCUCUCACGCGACAGACUUGCGGAUCUCUCUCCACUGACGCCCGGCUACCCGUCCUGCGAGGCUAUCAACUUGCUAGCGGCGGAGUGCGUGCGACGUCCGUUUCGUAUCCGGAAGCGAAGUGCAGUAUGCGUCCGGCGAGAAGCGAUGAAGGAGCUAUAUAAUGGCCGGCGUGUCCGGCGAGAGGGGGAUGAUUUGCAGUUCAGAGUGAGAGUUGGGACUUUCAGGGACGAGAGAAUCGUGAUUGUCGGCAUUAUGGGGGCUCUUACUUUCCUGCUUUCGGUGAUGUACCUGCUUUCAGGUGUGGCUGGGGCACCGAGUUCGGGCUGCAGCGCCGGUUCUGGCUCCAAGGCGUGCGAUACGGUAGAGCUCGGGUACCAGUGCUCUCCUGGGACUUCUCAUCUGUGGGGCCAGUACUCGCCGUUCUUCUCGCUCGAGGACGAGCUGUCUGUGUCGAGUGAUCUUCCCAAGGAUUGCCGGGUCACCUUUGUGCAGGUGCUGUCCCGGCAUGGGGCGCGGUACCCGACCGCGUCCAAGAGCAAGAAGUACAAGAAGCUUGUGACGGCGAUCCAGAAGAAUGCCACCGAGUUCAAGGGCAAGUUCGCCUUCCUCGAGACGUACAACUACACCCUGGGCGCGGAUGACCUUACUCCCUUUGGGGAGCAGCAGAUGGUGAACUCGGGAAUCAAGUUCUACCAGAAGUACAAGGCUCUUGCGGGCAGUGUGGUGCCGUUCAUUCGCUCCUCGGGCUCGGACCGUGUCAUUGCUUCUGGGGAGAAGUUCAUCGAGGGGUUCCAGCAGGCGAAGCUGGCGGAUCCUGGCGCCACGAACCGCGCCGCUCCUGUGAUUAGUGUGAUUAUCCCGGAGAGUGAGACCUACAACAACACGCUGGACCACAGUGUGUGCACGAACUUCGAGGCGAGUGAACUGGGGGACGAGGUCGAGGCCAACUUCACUGCGCUCUUCGCACCUGCGAUCCGUGCCCGCAUCGAGAAGCAUCUUCCUGGCGUGCAGCUGACAGACGAUGACGUCGUCAGUCUGAUGGACAUGUGCUCGUUCGAUACGGUAGCACGCACCGCCGACGCGAGUGAGCUGUCGCCGUUCUGUGCAAUCUUCACUCACAACGAGUGGAAAAAGUACGACUACCUCCAGUCCCUGGGCAAGUACUACGGCUACGGUGCAGGCAACCCUCUGGGGCCGGCCCAGGGUAUAGGGUUCACCAACGAGCUGAUUGCCCGUUUGACAAAUUCGCCAGUGCAGGACCACACGAGUACCAACUCCACUCUGGACUCCGACCCAGCCACCUUCCCGCUGAAUGCCACCAUUUACGUUGACUUUUCGCACGACAACGGCAUGAUUCCCAUCUUCUUUGCCAUGGGCCUGUACAAUGGCACCGAGCCUCUGUCGCAGACCUCGGUGGAAAGCACCAAGGAGUCGAACGGGUAUUCGGCGUCCUGGGCGGUGCCUUUUGGCGCGCGAGCCUACUUCGAGACAAUGCAAUGCAAGUCGGAAAAGGAGCCUCUUGUUCGCGCUUUGAUCAAUGACCGGGUUGUGCCUCUGCAUGGCUGCGCUGUUGACAAGCUGGGUAGAUGCAAGCUGAAGGACUUUGUCAAGGGAUUGAGUUGGGCCAGGUCUGGAGGGAACUGGGAACAAUGCUUCUCUUAG
This is a messenger RNA of Aspergillus thermomutatus, 1725 nucleotides long. RefSeq names its product histidine phosphatase family protein. The record is from RefSeq and is a predicted model, not a curated record. Gene Ontology annotation, molecular function: acid phosphatase activity. The coding region runs from base 1 to 1725 and encodes 574 amino acids. Lineage: Eukaryota; Fungi; Ascomycota; Eurotiomycetes; Eurotiales; Aspergillaceae. The transcript has 3 exons.